Molecule: messenger RNA, 1223 nt
Organism: Pseudomassariella vexata
Lineage: Eukaryota; Fungi; Ascomycota; Sordariomycetes; Amphisphaeriales; Pseudomassariaceae
Product: necrosis inducing protein-domain-containing protein
Exons: 1
Coding region: 124-951 (275 amino acids)
Source: RefSeq, a predicted model, not a curated record
GUAUUCAGAGUAUUCUCUUCAGUAUAUUAUUCCGUGUCCGCAUUCUUCAAUGCCAAACAUCGGCCUCUAAAAAUCGCGCUUGAUUGCUGAAAGGUUUUCCAUGUUGCUAUUCCACAACUUCACAUGGCUCCGUGGAUAAUCAUCCUCAUGGCCCUGUGGCCACUCACCCUCAUCGGCCUCGCACCCAAGGCUUAUGCCUUACCACUGGGUCUGUACCACGACCUCCUAAAACGUGAAGAGCCCCCCAAGGCUCUUGGAUCCCACUCAGAAGCAGACUAUCUCCGGUGGCAGCCCUCCCUCGACUUCGACACCGACAGCUGCUACAAUGUUCCUGCCAUUGACACGAAUGGAAAUCUAGCCCAGGGCCUCCCCGUACGCAACACCUGCAACGAGUGCGACUGCCGUGAAAUGUCCGACCUGGACAACAACAAUGUGUAUGUGCGUAAGCGCUGCAACCACGGCUGGUGCGUAUACCUAUACGACUACUACUUCGAAAAGGACGUCGCCGGAGGAGGGAAGGGCGACGGUGGGCACCGACACGAGUGGGAGCACAUUGCGGUUUUUGUCGACGUAGGCUCUCAGGGGGACACACCUAGGCUGGACAUGGUGGCCGCCUCGAGACAUGGGGGGUAUGAGACUAGAGUAGCCGGGGAUGUGCGCAUGGAUAGGACGCAUCCCAAGAUUGUGUAUCAUAAGGAGAGGGAGGGGACGCAUUGCUUUCGGUUUGCGACGGAGGAGGAUGAGAGAAUCGAGAAUCACGCGCGCCGUUGGUUUAGGGGAGACGUGGUUGCGUAUGAUAUGUGGCCGAGUAGGCAGCUUAGGGACAAGCUGAUGACGUAUGAGUGGGAAGGGCCGGCGACUAUGGCUAUUAAUGAUGUAAAUUUUAAGAAGGACAUCGAAGUGGCGAGGAAUGGAGGUGCCCCUGGGUUUGACAGCAACGUCGACCAGUGACCCCAACUUAACUAGGGAAGAAGGAGAAGCAGAGGCAGUGAAAUAGGGGUUAGGUAAUUUGGAUAGAUCGCUGUGGGCAUAACACCUCCCUCUGGCUUACAUGCAUGGAAGAACUUUUCUCGCGUGCAAAGGCGUUUCAACGAACCAUAGUCGCACCUUCACGGCGUCCUCAUAUGUAGCCGAUAUUUUGUAGUCAAUCCAUUCCAUCACAUCCGAAGUCUCUUACGAUCUCAGACUAGUCGAUUGCCAGGGGAAUUAUGGGUUGGAUUGUG